ACGAGUCACACAAAUAAACACAAUAAUGCGACGACGCGAGCUCGGUUUUAUUUUGGUCGUUCCCUUCGUAGUGCUACUUGUCGUUGCCGUGGUGCAGCAACCAAUCGAAGCAACCUGUCCCGUGCUCGGUUGCCCGGCGGAACCGGUGGAUUUGUUUGCAUCAGCAGGCGCUGAUUUGGUCCUAAGCUCAACGACAAUGGCUGGAAAACUGUUGGCCUGCGAUUUCGAGGUGUUUGGAAUUGUGCAAGGGGUAUUUUUUAGGAAGUACACCCAGAAGCAAGCCACCAGUUUGGGAUUGAAGGGAUGGUGCAUGAACACCCGGGACGGAACAGUCAAGGGCCAAAUGGAAGGAGAGGCGAAGCCGAUCAAUGAAAUGAAAUACUGGCUGCAAAAUAAGGGAAGUCCCACUAGUCGCAUCGACAAGGCUGUAUUUGGCGAGCUCAAAGAGAUUACCAAGUAUUCGUACAAUGAUUUCGGAAUCAAACGUUAAACGUGCUGUGUUGUUUGCCCCAAGGGAUGUUUGAAUAUUGAAUUUAGUUGUGUUCUGUGUGAUUUACUUUAUUUAUAUUUGAAAAAAAAAAAUGCCUCUAAUAAAUACCAAAUGAGUAGUCGAAAAUAAA
Molecule: messenger RNA, 620 nt
Organism: Culex pipiens pallens (northern house mosquito)
Lineage: Eukaryota; Metazoa; Arthropoda; Insecta; Diptera; Culicidae
Product: acylphosphatase-2
Exons: 4
Coding region: 26-490 (154 amino acids)
Molecular function (GO): acylphosphatase activity
Source: RefSeq, a predicted model, not a curated record